AUGUCGACAUACAAACUCUAUUAUUUUAAUGGUCGUGGUCGCGCUGAAAUAUCUCGUUUAAUAUUUGCAGCUGCUGGUCAAAAAUAUGAAGAUGUUCGUUUUGAACGAGAGCAAUGGCCAGGACAUAAAAGUGAAAUGCCGUUGGGCCAAGUGCCUGUUCUUGAAGUUGAUGGAACAAAAUUACCACAAUCAACAUCAAUGGCACGUUUUCUAGCUAAACAAUUUCAACUAGCUGGUAAAGAUAAUUUUGAACAAGCUAAAGUCGAUGCUGUCGUUGAUACAAUUAAUGAUGCAAUAACAAAGUUUUUACCAAGUCGUAUGGAACAAGAUGAAGCGAAAAAACAAGAACUUAUGAAUAAGUUUUUCGCUGAUGAGUUACCUGCACAUCUGCAACAACUUGAAGUUUUAGGAAAAUUAUAUGGUAAUGGUGGUGCAUUCUUUGUUGGUAAUCAGUUAACAUGGGCCGAUUUAUAUUUAUUUGAAAUGACAAACAAUCUACUUCAAGCAAAUGGAAAUUGUCUCGAUAAACAUGCAUGGUUAAAACAAAAUCGUGCCGAAGUCGAAAAACAACCAAAGAUUGCAGAAUAUAUCAAAAAUAGACCACAAACACCGUUUUAA
Rotaria socialis is the source of this 618-nucleotide messenger RNA. NCBI's taxonomy places the organism in Eukaryota, Metazoa, Rotifera, Eurotatoria, Philodinida, Philodinidae. The record is from the annotation of a GenBank genome assembly.